Messenger RNA from Heterostelium album PN500, 897 nucleotides. RefSeq names its product CYFIP-related Rac1 interactor family protein (gene fam49). The transcript has 5 exons. Lineage: Eukaryota; Evosea; Eumycetozoa; Acytosteliales; Acytosteliaceae. Gene Ontology annotation, biological process: regulation of actin filament polymerization. The record is from RefSeq and is a predicted model, not a curated record. Bases 1 to 897 code for a protein of 298 amino acids. Gene Ontology annotation, molecular function: small GTPase binding.
AUGGGACAAUUAUUGAGUUUUAUCAACGGUACUGACCAUGCUGAGCAAAUCUUUAUCGAUUUCGAGAAUGCUCAACCAUCAGAAGAAGAAAGAGAACUCCACAACACAGUCGGUGAGGUAUUAAAUAUAGGACCAGAGAUCCUUCAAAAGUUAACUACCUACACAGGUUGCAAUGAAUAUAUUAGAAGAGCUAUCACCAAUCCAGGACCAGACACAGAAGAAACAGCUUGGGAACAUGUUUUGCCAGCUGUCGAUAUACUUCAAGAGUUUUACGACUUCUCAUUGAAGUUGGAGGAUUGUUUCCCAAAACUCUUGAUUGCUCUCUGCAAGAACGAUCCAAAGGCAAGCCUUUCCAAUCAACAAGCUAUUGCCAAACAACUAGCUGAUGUAUUUGAUUUUGUAUUAAGAUUCGAUGAUGCCAAGAUGGUAAACCCAGCAAUCCAAAAUGAUUUCUCAUAUUAUCGUAGAACUCUCAACAGAAUGAAGCUCACAAAGAAGGAUGCAAAUAUUAAGAUUCGUGACGAGUUGGCCAAUAGAAUGUCGUUGUUCUUUGCCUAUCCAACACCAAUGAUGAAGGUUCUCUCUGAGACCACCGUUAAAUUCCUCUCCACUCCAGAGGUCACCGUGCCAAGAGACAACGUCACCACCACUUUGUCCACCAUGGCCAACGUAUGUCACGACAUGGUCGACAAGAAGAAAUUCAAUAACGUUGAAAUCAAUAUGUUUUGCUUGAGAGCCAUGGUUGGAUCCGUCAUUUUAUUCGAUCACAUUCAUCCACAAGGUGCUUUUGUUAAGAAAUCUCCAAUUAAUGAUACCACAUCAGCCACAUCAGAUGAUGAAGAUUUAAUGGUCCAAGGUUGUCAAAAUAAAUCAAAUAAACUUAAAAAAAGUAAUUAA